AUGUCCAUCGGGAGAGAAAAUAGUCAGUGCUCGAUCAUAACUCAUGAUGCAAUUAAUAAAUUGAAUAAGAAUUUUGAUUUUAAAUUUCAAAUUCCAUUUCAAAUGCAAGCAACAUCCCUGGAUGCCUUUCUCUCCUCCGUGGACAAUCCAAGUGCAUGGCGGACCAUUGCUCCAGAUGGCGAGCCCCUCACUCGGGAAGAGCUGGAGAUCAUAACCGCGCUUUUUGAGGGAACCACGGCCGAUAUACAUUUCGAUCCCUUUGCCCCAUCCAUAGAUUUUUUUACCGGCACCGUUCAGCAUGUGCCAGUUGCGUUGAAUACGAACCCGCCCAAAAGAGGCUUUUUGCCCUCUGCACAUGAAGCCAAAAAAGUCAAGAAACUUGUGCAUGCAAUCCGACAGGGAUGGAUCAAGCGACAGCCAGAGGAGUGCACGGAAACUGAUGUGUUUUUCGACUUGUGGUCGUCCUCUGUGUCUGAUUCGCCAUCCAUCCAUUCCCAUAUUGCUGCACCUAAAAUCACUUUGCCAGGGCAUCGCGAGUCUUAUAGGCCGUUGCCAGAGUACCUUGCCACGUCUUCCGUCAAAGAGCAUUUUGAAAAAUCGGUUGCCUCUGGAAAGCCUUCUCGAAAAUGGAUUCCUACCAGCUACUCUUCAUUGAGACACGUCCCGGGAUACCCAUAUGCAAUGCAAGAACGAUUUUCCCGCUGCCUUGAUUUAUAUCUUUGCCCAAGAGCAAAGAAGUCCCGUUUGAAUAUUGACCCUGAAAGCAUGCUUCCUAAGCUUCCAGAGCUUUCUGAUCUCCGUCCAUAUCCAAAUGUGCUUGGUUUGAAGCUUGAUGCUACAACUUACCCGACUUCUUCACCCAUCACUUCGAUGGCAAUUGACGCAACAGGCCAUUGGCUUCUUGCAGGCUUUGCGGAUGGUUCGUUGACCCUUUCGGACGUGAUUUUUGGAAAAACAUAUGCCAAAUGGCUGAUAAGCGAGGGCGAAGAUCCGGUUUCUUCAAUUGCAUGGAAUCCAACAGCCCAGUUGGGUUCUCUUGCUGCUAUUUCCUGCGGAUCAAAAUUAAUUCUUUUGAAUCUGUUUAUUGGGUCUUCUGUUCAGCAAUCGCUGAUUGGAAAUUUGUUCAAUGCGUUGCAAAAGAACGAAUCUUGGAUUCAGAAAAGACUCAUUUCUUUGGGAAAGGAAAUUCCUUUAGAGGUCGUUUCGUUCGCCAUCAAUUCGCAUGCGAUCACACGGCUUGCCUGGCAUCGGAAAGGAGACUACUUGGCCUCAGUGGCACCAAAGGCCAACAACAGUGCCAUUAUCAUCCACCAGCUUUCAAAAGCCAGCUUCCAGCUUCCAUUUAAAAAAAUUGAUGGAACUGCUGUCGAUGCGGCCUUCCAUCCAACAAAACCAUACUUUUUCUUGGUUACCCAACGGGCAAUCAGGUCCUAUGAUCUUUCUAAACAGCUUGUACAAAAGAGAAUUGAUAUGAAGGGGCUUCAAAACGUCUCUUGCAUGAGCGUACACCCGCAUGGCGAACAUGUGAUCGUUGGCUCCCUUGACUGCCGUGUCUCUUGGUUUGACAUGGAACUCUCCAAUGCUUACAAGACGCUCAGAUAUCACAAGGAUGGGGUCCGUGCGCUUUCAUACCACCAAAAAUACCCGCUCUUUGCCAGCUGCAGCGACGACGGAAAUGCACACAUUUGCUAUGCAAAGGUAUUUGACGAUUCUUCGCUUCAAAAUCCCCUUGUGGUGCCUGUCAAGAUUUUGAAGCCCGUCACGCCACUGGGAAAGUCGGUCGCCCUCAAUUCACUUGCAUUCCAUCCGUCUUUUCCUUGGAUAUAUCUUGGCUCGAAUGAUGGCUCGAUGCAGAUGUAUCUCCCCACUAUUUAUUAA
Messenger RNA from Mitosporidium daphniae, 1878 nucleotides. Its product is annotated as ribosome biogenesis protein Erb1. The transcript has 4 exons. The coding region runs from base 1 to 1878 and encodes 625 amino acids. The record is from RefSeq and is a predicted model, not a curated record. NCBI's taxonomy places the organism in Eukaryota, Fungi, Microsporidia. Gene Ontology annotation, cellular component: preribosome, large subunit precursor; PeBoW complex. Gene Ontology annotation, biological process: ribosome biogenesis; maturation of LSU-rRNA from tricistronic rRNA transcript (SSU-rRNA, 5.8S rRNA, LSU-rRNA). Gene Ontology annotation, molecular function: protein binding; ribonucleoprotein complex binding.